Messenger RNA from Oikopleura dioica, 954 nucleotides. The record is from the annotation of a GenBank genome assembly. NCBI's taxonomy places the organism in Eukaryota, Metazoa, Chordata, Appendicularia, Copelata, Oikopleuridae.
AUGCGCUUUUUUCCGAUAUUUUUCCUUUUUCUGGAAAAUGCUUUGGCAAAAGAAGAGAGCACUUCUUCUACUACAACUAUCGAACAAACAACUCCAACUUCGGCUUCAUAUUCUUCUACUGUGGAAUCAACAACUGAAAACCCGGAGCUUACUCCUCAAAACACCGAGAGACAAGGAACAACAAAAGCCGCACGAGAUCCCGUCGAAAGUCAGCUCGAUUCACACACAUCUACAACAGCCCCGACUGCCUCACAAUUCGAAGACGAUCAUGAACCAACAGAGCCAACUUCGCCCGCAAAAAAUAUGAGCCCUCGUCAAUUAGAUCGAACAUUAUCGGAAACUACCCAAGAGAAUGUUAACGUAAUCGAGAGCAGUUCCGAGCCAAACGAGACGCCAGCGACGAUGGAUCCGCAAAACACAACAGAAUCCUUGGCGAACUCAACUGAGACUUCUACGACUUUGGAAAGAAACGCGACAGUAACUGCAACAACAUCAGCUUCUUCGAAAUCAACAACAUCGACUUAUCAAGCAACAACGACAAUGCUCUCAUCUACUACAACACAAGAUACAACCCGAGUUCUGACAAUAACCAAUUCAACUCGAGCUCAAAAUGAUACUUCGAAUCGAUCUAGCACUUCUUCUCCAACAUCAACAAAGCUUGAGACAAGUACAAAAACGCCGGUCCCAACAUUUUCAGCGACAACAACUCCGAAUACAACUACCACAACAACUUCAACAACAACGACAACAACAACAACGCCAGACAACUCGUCUAUGGUUCUGGACGGUGCUGACCGUAUCGAUGAUUCAUCCCAACCGCCCAUCAUUGGUGGCCUACCCGUCCUUAGCCCUCCUGAUGGUGACAAUGAAGACCAAAACGACCCUGACAAUUCCGACGCUUUCAUUUUCAUCUCAACCGAUUUGCUUCUCAUCCUCUUUUCUUUGAUUUUUUGA